Molecule: messenger RNA, 1449 nt
Organism: Trifolium pratense (red clover)
Lineage: Eukaryota; Viridiplantae; Streptophyta; Magnoliopsida; Fabales; Fabaceae
Product: serine/threonine-protein kinase SAPK3-like
Exons: 9
Coding region: 153-1160 (335 amino acids)
Biological process (GO): intracellular signal transduction; protein phosphorylation
Molecular function (GO): ATP binding; protein serine/threonine kinase activity
Source: RefSeq, a predicted model, not a curated record
AAUGAAAUUAUAUUAUAUUAUAUCUGCCACCUUGUAUUUUAUAUUUUUUUUAAAGACAUAUUCUUUUGUAUAGUGUCCUUUGUUUCUGUCUUUUUUAUAUCUCAUUUGGUCUUUCUUUGUUGUUUUAGAGAGUUUUGGUGAAGAGGGUUGACAUGGAAGAAAGAUAUGAGCCAUUAAAGGAACUUGGUUCUGGAAAUUUUGGUGUUGCUAGGUUGGCUAAAGACAAAAAAACUGGUGAACUUGUUGCUCUCAAAUACAUAGAGAGGGGCAAAAAGAUUGAUGAGAAUGUGCAAAGGGAGAUAAUUAAUCACAGAUCAUUAAGGCAUCCUAAUAUUGUCAGGUUCAAAGAGGUCUUGCUGACCCCUUCUCAUUUAGCCAUUGUCUUGGAGUAUGCUGCCGGUGGUGAACUCUUCGAGAGAAUAUGCACUGCUGGUCGAUUUAGUGAAGACGAGGCAAGGUAUUUCUUCCAACAGCUACUAUCUGGCGUUAGCUACUGUCAUUCAAUGGAAAUUUGUCAUAGAGAUCUGAAAUUGGAAAACACUCUCUUGGACGGAAAUCCAUCCCCUCGGCUUAAAAUUUGCGACUUUGGUUACUCCAAGUCUGGAAUACUGCACUCUCAACCGAAGUCAACAGUUGGAACUCCUGCUUACAUUGCUCCCGAGGUUCUAUCACGAAAGGAGUACGAUGGAAAGAUUGCAGAUGUUUGGUCCUGUGGUGUGACUCUAUAUGUAAUGCUAGUUGGUGCAUAUCCAUUUGAAGAACCAGAAGAUCCUAGAAAUUUCAGAAAGACUAUUGGGAGAAUAAUAGGUGUUCAAUACUCCAUACCCGACUAUGUACGCAUUUCUGCAGAUUGUAGGAAUCUUCUAUCACGCAUCUUUGUUGCCGAUCCUGCCAAGAGGAUCACCAUCCCAGAGAUAAAACAGAACCCUUGGUUUUUGAAGAAUAUGCCGAAAGAGAUAAUUGAAGCUGAAAGAAAAGGUUAUGUGGAAACAAAGGACCAACCAAGUCAAAGUGUAGAAGAAAUCAUGAGGAUCAUACAAGAGGCGAGGAUACCGGGACAAGGAUCCAAACCUGGCGAGGAUGGUCAAGCUGACACCGGUUCAAUGAACAUUGAAGACGACGAGGAAAUUGAUGUCAGUGGUGAAUAUGAAAAUGUGUGAUUAAUUGAGAGGUUUCAUUGGUGGAUGGAUGCUACAUUGUUUAUAAGACAUCAUGGUCUGCACUAUUAUCAACAUUACAUUCAUGUUCUAAUGAUACACAUUAUACACCUAGGUUUGAAAUAGAGUUUUGUGUUUAUUUGAGUGUGAAUAACAUUUGAUAAAAAAAGGCUUGAAUUGGUUUUUAUUCUGUAAAUCCCAAACUAAGGGGGAAAUGGUUUGAUACACAGUUUAUGAGCAGUUCAAAAACUUUGGUUUAAUGAAAAAAGGUACAUUUGCUACCUUCACUUAA